Messenger RNA from Ramularia collo-cygni, 1005 nucleotides. Its product is annotated as related to Isoflavone reductase homolog P3. The record is from RefSeq and is a predicted model, not a curated record. Bases 1 to 1005 code for a protein of 334 amino acids. NCBI's taxonomy places the organism in Eukaryota, Fungi, Ascomycota, Dothideomycetes, Mycosphaerellales, Mycosphaerellaceae. The transcript is spliced from 3 exons.
AUGGCACCCCUUCGUGUUGGUAUAAUUGGUGCGACGGGCGAAACGGGCAGCUCAAUUACCAAUGGUCUCUUGGAAAAUGGCUCCUUUGAAAUCAUUGCAUUGACCCGCCCAGAGUCUUUGGAGAAGCCGGCCAACAAAGCAUAUAAGGAGCGCGGUGUCAUUCUCCGCCCAUUCAAACUCGAUGGUACGCACCGAGAGCUCCUCGCUGGGCUCUCCGACAUCGAAGUCCUCAUCGCAGCUUUCACGGCGAUGCCCGGCCAGCUAUUGCAGCAAAUUCCCCUCGCAAAGGCCGCCAAGGCAGCUGGUGUCAAACGCUUCCUCCCUUGUGCGUGGAGAACCGUCUUGCCGCCGACAGAAAUUCACAUGUUGCGUGAAACCGACGAGCAAAUCCUCAAGGUGGUCAAAGAAAUCGAGCUGCCUUACACAUACGUCGAUGUAGGCUCCUGGUAUCAGCUCAGCGUCMCAGAACUACCAAGCGGCAAGACUUCUUACCUAGGACUGGGCAUGGGAAAUCAAAUCCCCGGUGAUGGCAACGUUCCCACGGCGCUCACAGACCUGGCAGAUGUCGGCCGAUAUGUCGCCAGGAUCAUCGUAGAUGACCGCACGUUGAACCAGUUUGUCUUCGUCUACAACGAGAUCUGGACCACGAACCAGAUCUACGAUUAUCUCGAGCAGGCAUCGGGGGAGAAGAUCGAUAAUCGGAUCUAUCUCACCGAGGAGCAACUUCGUGCUCAGAUUGCCAGCGUUCCGGCCGACCCUCAAGCUUCCCUUCAAAGCCUGGCUGGCAAGAUCAUCGCGCAGUAUGGACUCAGCUGGGGAAUCCGCGGUGACAAUACACCCGAGUAUGCCAAAUCACAAGGGUACUUGGUGAGCAAAGAGUUGUAUCCGGAUUUCACGGAUUUCAGGUCUUUCAAGGAGUACGUCGACACCGCCUUGGAAGGCAAGGCGGCGGGUGUCUAUGCCGAGCUCAAGGCGUUCCUCGCUGCUGGGGCUGCGAAACCGUGA